GGAGGAGCAAAGAAAAAACGACCAUAGAUUUCUCGGCCUAGAGCGGCCCUUAAAGUGCCGAGUUAAGGAGGGCGGGCGGGAACCACCCCGAACUGGCCGCCGGCGGUAUCAUGGCGUCCCGGAACCCCCCUCCCCAAGACUAUGAGAGUGAUGACGACUCAUACGAAGUGUUGGAUUUAACUGAGUAUGCAAGAAGGCACCACUGGUGGAAUCGAGUGUUUGGCCACAGUUCGGGACCUAUGGUAGAAAAAUACUCAGUAGCUACCCAGAUUGUAACUGGUGGCGUGACUGGCUGGUGUGCAGGAUUUUUGUUCCAGAAGGUUGGGAAACUUGCAGCAACUGCAGUAGGUGGGGGCUUUCUUCUCCUUCAGAUUGCCAGCCACAGUGGCUAUGUGCAGAUUGACUGGAAGAGAGUUGAAAAAGAUGUAAAUAAAGCAAAAAGACAGAUUAAGAAACGAGCAAAUAAAGCAGCACCUGAAAUCAACAACAUAAUUGAAGAAGCAACAGAAUUUAUCAAGCAGAACAUUGUGAUAUCCAGUGGAUUUGUGGGAGGCUUUUUGCUAGGCCUUGCAUCUUAAGGACAUGAAUGUUCUACCUUAGUGGAUCCAACUGUGAGAAGAAAAGUGGUGGCCACUGGGUGAUCUCUCAACAGAACUUGCCACCAGUCUCCAGAGUGAGGAGAAAUAACUAGCUGGACAAUACCAAAUUCACAAUUUAACAUUUUGCCAUCUGAAGUUUGGCAAACUAGUAUCCGCUGUAAAACAACCUGUGUGGUAUGUGAACCAUAGUAUUCUUGAGCAAAACAUGGCUUUUAAUCAGGUAUUUCAUUUAAUUUGCAUUUGUUUAGAACUGGCUAUAAAAUAUUACUAUUGGAUGUAGAUGAUACAUAUAGUGAGAGGAAAUCUAUUGCUUUUAUUGCCCAAUGAAUAUGAUCCUCUUUUUAAGUUGUUCUUCAUUGUGCUUUCUUGUGUAUGAUCAGUAAUUAAAAUUUGUCCUUACAGUUUUCUUUUUGUAAAAAACAAACAAACAAACUGAAGAACCUUUUGUGGAAGGCUUUACGAAUAGAAUGAUUAAAGAUAGCAAUUAGACUUUAGAUUUUUUUUUUUUUGCUGUAUUUCUUACUUUGCUCAUACAAUAAUUGUAUAUGUGAAAGAAGAUUUUUCUGAGGAAGUAGUGCAUGUCUAAAGCUCUUUUUCUUUUAUUGUCUAUUUUAAAAUAUCUUUUUGUAUGUUACCUUCUAUUAUAUAUAUAUAUAUAUAUUUGUCCUAGUAGCCUUGGCAGAGCUAAUUAUUUUGUGAGUAUAUAUACUUGACUCAUUGAUUUAUUUUAUGAACUUCAAGUGCACCGCAUUUUUCAUUUCCAAAACUCCUUUGGCCCUUCAUCGUGAAGAAACAAUUGCUUUGAACUACUUAGUAGUAUAUUAUAAAUUUGUUAUCUGAAGAAUCAUUAUUUUCUGUAUAGUCAUGAAAUUGUAGCCUAAGCAGAAUUGUCUCUUGAUCAAGUCUGAAAUGUAAGAGUAAGGCUUUCAGGCUUUGGUAGCAUUAUGUUGGUUGAGCACUAGACCAGUUUACUGGUUUUUCAGGACCAACAUCACACUCCCUCAGAGCCUUCUUUGCCUCCCCUCCUGCCUCCCUCAAAAAAAAAAAGCUUUCUAUAUUGUUAGUUUUGUCUGUAUACCUCUAGGUGGGAAAUGGGACUAACAGCAAAACCAUGUAGAUUGAAGUUUUCAGAUUUGAAAGACUACAGAUAUUCAGAUCAUCCAUCUCUUUUUGAUAGAAUGUUCCCAUGAUGUGUUCUCUAUAUUGUAAACAUAGUAUGUUUCAUACUUUCAAUACUGGUACAGGCUGUGUACUUGCAUUAUCAUGAGACUCUAAAAUUGAAUGUGGAAUCCAUCUUUAAUUUCUUGCUUUAUUCUCAUUAGUGCCUCAAUAUGAUGCUAAAUAAAACUCAGAGUUUCUUAAUAUGAA
Dipodomys spectabilis (banner-tailed kangaroo rat) is the source of this 1967-nucleotide messenger RNA. RefSeq names its product FUN14 domain containing 1 (gene Fundc1). The transcript has 5 exons. NCBI's taxonomy places the organism in Eukaryota, Metazoa, Chordata, Mammalia, Rodentia, Heteromyidae. The coding region runs from base 111 to 578 and encodes 155 amino acids. The record is from RefSeq and is a predicted model, not a curated record. Gene Ontology annotation, biological process: autophagy of mitochondrion. Gene Ontology annotation, cellular component: mitochondrial outer membrane.